Molecule: messenger RNA, 712 nt
Organism: Pectinophora gossypiella (pink bollworm)
Lineage: Eukaryota; Metazoa; Arthropoda; Insecta; Lepidoptera; Gelechiidae
Exons: 5
Coding region: 1-627 (208 amino acids)
Source: RefSeq, a predicted model, not a curated record
AUGACAGGGAUUAUCAAUGUACGACCGAAAUCACCGACACGGUCUGAAGCCAUCAUGAUAGCGUUGAAACCCCAACCGUUUUACGGAUCUGGAGUGCUCAUAGGGAACUGGGUCGAAAGGAGGACUGAAUGCCCUAAAGACGGGAAGACCUUCUACUUCCCCCCUAAAGACGAUAUUGACUAUGACCAAUGGAAACCUGAAUCCAGACAGCCAGAUUUCCGCCAAAAUAAAUUGUACAGCACACAGGGUAACAUCCCAUCAGUAGUUCGUCACGACAGCCACACAGCCUGUGGUAACUACGCGACAACGAACGACCUCGUGUACAACCAUCUUCCGAAGCCGCUGUGUGGACCCAUGAUGAGAUACUACAAGAAAGCCGAGCAUCAGUUCUACCCGCAACCGGAUUUGAUGAAGUGUUUCGGUAACAAAACCGUAUGGGGUCUGAGGUCCUACAAGCAAUACGAAUGGGCGUGCACAGACGUCUCAGACUACGCGUCCACGUUGUAUGAAGACACCUACGUUCCACCCAUGAUGGGCCAGUAUUUGCAAGCUACUGAACGGAGGGCUAGAAAUUCGAGCUUCACAAAAUCUUUCAGAUUUAAGAUGACAAAACCUAAAUCAAAAUGAUAACAUCAAGAAUCAUUUCACAUCGCUUUUGCAAAAAACACUAGUCUUAACAAUAUCACAUUUUGUUCGAGAAGAGGACAGUGAC